Messenger RNA from Penicillium vulpinum, 423 nucleotides. Its product is annotated as tetratricopeptide repeat protein. The coding region runs from base 1 to 423 and encodes 140 amino acids. NCBI's taxonomy places the organism in Eukaryota, Fungi, Ascomycota, Eurotiomycetes, Eurotiales, Aspergillaceae. The record is from RefSeq and is a predicted model, not a curated record. The transcript has a single exon. Gene Ontology annotation, molecular function: protein binding.
AUGGAACACCGCAUGCUGCCACGACUCUCGGUACACUUCCACUUUCAAGGUCGGUUCAAGUGGUGUUUGGAAGGACCAAUCGACUUAAGCAGCACGUCCAAGGCCCAUACAAUGCCCCCCGAAGCCAAACUCGUAUACCGAGAUGUCUGGGAUCUUCGUAAACAAACCUUCGGGAAAUGUCACGAAGAUUCCCUUUGGUCUCUCCAUUGGCUAGUCCAGCAUCUUUGCAGCCAGGAGAAACAUAAAGAAGCCGAAGCCCUAUGCCGCGACGCUUGGGAAGGCCGUAAGCAAACACUCGGGCAAGACCACAAACACACACUUUUCGCUCUUCGUUGGCUCGACCAGACAGUCACUUUGAAAACGAAGUAUACCCCGGCCAAGGUGACAUCCAGGAAGACACACUUAAGUCUCUUGAAUCGCUAG